This is a messenger RNA of Ruditapes philippinarum (Manila clam), 1596 nucleotides long. RefSeq lists its product as uncharacterized. The record is from RefSeq and is a predicted model, not a curated record. The transcript is spliced from 11 exons. Lineage: Eukaryota; Metazoa; Mollusca; Bivalvia; Venerida; Veneridae. Bases 58 to 1581 code for a protein of 507 amino acids. Gene Ontology annotation, cellular component: membrane.
UAUUCACAUGCAGUUUAAAAUCUAGACAUUUUAUAUAUAUAUGUAUUUUAUGCCUGUAUGAUUACAAUGAAAAAUUUCAUUCGUUAUUCUUUCGGGUUGUUUGCAAUCGUUUUGGAAAUAUGCGCUAUCACGAAACCGAUUGAUGUAAGACUCACAGAUGGACAAGCGGGAAAUCAAGGCCGAGUUGAAGUAAGGAGACACGCUGGUGAAAGAUGGGGCAAAGUUUGUGAUAUGAACUUUGGGGAAAAUGAAGCGGCGGCAGUAUGCAGGCAACUGAACUAUAAAUAUUCUCGAAAAGAUGACAAAGUCUUUAUUCCUGAUUACCCCGACUAUCAACUAGAAAACUUUAAGUGUGAAAAAAACGGAAGCAAUUUUUCAGACUGUAUUAGUGAUGAGUGGAAGACUGGUUUUGGUAAAUGUGACCCAAAGGACAAUGCUUACGCCAGCGUCUGUUGUUCGAAUUCGUCGACGUUUGGCGAGACCCAUGAUGGUAUAUUUAUAAGUCAUUGUGCUGAUACUUGGAUAGAUGCCGAGGAAAUUUGUGAAGAAAAGAAAGCGACAAUAGCCAGUUUAAAUGAAUAUAAACAAAUAAUCGGGCCUAUUCAUACACCGGCGUUGAACAGCGACAGUGAUAAGAAAGUCUAUUGGACAAAGAGCUUUUUUACUCCAUGGAUUUGGUCAAACGGCUGCUUCAAGUUUACAACAGAGACAUUUGAAUAUCAGGAAUUCAACUUAGAUAAUAACACCGCUCAAGCAUGUCUGCAAAUGUGCAGUAUCGAAUCGCAACCAUCAUCAUUCCUUUUAUCAGGACAAUUUUGCCGUUGUUUGCCAACUCAAUCAUUGAAAUCCAACUUAGACGAGGUAUUACCGAGAUGGUGCAAUAGGAAAUGUUUUGGGGACACUUUAUUUUUCUGUGGAUCUGGAUUAUCCAGCCCAGAUCCUUACUGGAGUCUUUAUACUAUAGCAUCUGAAGAUACAUUCCAUAAGAUAUCGGAACCACAUACCAAUCAACAUAAGCAAUGCGCUAUUUUAGAAUCAUCCAAAAAAUUAUCAACCGAGAACUGCUAUAAACGAGUUGGAUACAUUUGUGGACAAAUUUUUCCAGGAAAAAUGACGUUACCAAAGCUCAUGUUCUUCCGAAACAGUCCGUUUUAUGAAGUAUAUAUGCAAGAAGCUAGAAUGAAAUGUACCAACGAUGAUAGCACGAUGAGACUAAUCGGAGAAAAUAUUUUAAAACAAGAUGUCAAUUUCUCCCAGCCAUUUUUAAAUUUAUGGGUUGAUAUUUCAAGAGUUCUUGCAGAUGCUUACUCAAUAUAUUGGGACCCGAUAAAUACUGGAGAUAAAAGCCUAUGGAGAAAUCUCGAGCCGAGGUGGUGCAGGGCAACUAGGCAGGGAGACAUCUACUUCUCUGAUGCGAUUACGGCUUGCAAUACCCGGUUACGAUACAUUUGCUCAAUGGCUGGCUCAGAUGGUGGACAAACAGGCACUUCGAUAAGUACCACAGUUAAUCCAGGUGAUGGAAUGACAACCAAUGCUAUAAUUACAACAGGUAUAAAUUUGAAAUGUUUAAAAGCUUUUUAAAUAGCCUUUGUUCAG